AAAACAAAGGGAUCACGUGUGGCUUGUAAGAUUCGGUGUAUUCCCAAAAAAGAUUGGAACUUUUUGGAGUAUGCAGCAGCUCAUUCAUUCAUCUUCACACACACACACACACACACACACACACACACCCACACACUUACACCAGAACCAACCAAAAUCCUAAUACAAUCACUAAGAACCCCCUCACAAUCUGGAGACUCGUUGAAUAUCAAGAUGCAAUCUUUUUCACCAUUUUCCUACCUUUCUUUCCUUUUUAUAUUAACAACUUUGAGUUUUGUGAAAACGCAAGAUGGGUUUUGCUCUGCACCAUCAUCAUCAAUUCUUGAUGCUGAUUCCAACUCUCAGCCACUUUACUGGAAAGUUAGUAACCCCACACUUUCCCCUUCUCAUCUUCAAGACUUGCCGGGUUUUACUCGUAGUGUGUAUAAGAGGGAUCAUGCUUUUAUUACUCCUGAAAGUCAAGUGUUUAGCCCUCUACCUGAUUGGAAAAAUACUUUGGGAGCCUAUCUAAUCACACCAGCAAUUGGCUCGCAUUUCGUCAUGUACUUGGCAAAGAUGCAAGAAAAUUCAAAAUCAGGACUACCUCCUAGAGAUGUUGAAAGGUUCAUAUUUGUGGUCCAGGGAAUUGUGGUGCUCACCAACAUAUCCGGGAAUGCCCACAAACUGACAGUUGAUUCCUAUGCUUAUCUGCCUCCCAAUUUGGAUCACACAGUCGAAACUGAUGCAGCUGCUACUCUUGUUGUAUUUGAAAGGAGGUAUUCUGGAUUGGAAGGUCAUGUUGCUGAACUAAUUGUUGGUUCAACAGACAAGCAACCCCUUCUUGAAACUCCUGGCGAGAUUUUUGAGCUAAGGAAGCUUCUUCCAACGUCCUUAGCUUAUGAUUUCAAUAUACAUAUCAUGGAUUUUCAACCUGGAGAAUUCCUCAAUGUCAAGGAAGUUCAUUAUAACCAGCAUGGUUUGCUUCUGUUGGAGGGGCAAGGCAUUUAUCGACUAAGUGAUAGCUGGUAUCCAAUUCAAGCUGGUGAUGCUAUUUGGAUGGCACCAUUUGUGCCUCAGUGGUAUGCUGCUCUGGGCAAGACGCGUUCACGCUACUUGUUAUAUAAAGAUGUUAAUAGGAAUCCACUGUAGUGACAUUCAACUUCUCCUAGCAUUGUUCAAACGCAUGAUUUCAACAAUGCUGAGCAUUGUCUCCUUUUCUCCUUUGAGCCCAACACACAUCUUUUACGCGGCAUGAAUUGAAUCAUUUGAUGGCAUUUUAUGAAUGCUUAGUAGAAAGCAAUCAUCUGCCAUUGUUAGCUUUUUCAGAAUGAGGAGGAAAGAAAUAACUUCAAGCAUUGCCUGAUAUGUCAUCUUAGUAUGAGAAGGGCAAUUUCAGAAUGAUA
Capsicum annuum is the source of this 1382-nucleotide messenger RNA. RefSeq names its product (S)-ureidoglycine aminohydrolase. Gene Ontology annotation, molecular function: ureidoglycine aminohydrolase activity. NCBI's taxonomy places the organism in Eukaryota, Viridiplantae, Streptophyta, Magnoliopsida, Solanales, Solanaceae. The transcript has 13 exons. The coding region runs from base 214 to 1128 and encodes 304 amino acids. The record is from RefSeq and is a predicted model, not a curated record.